GUCGACCAGGUUGCACGCAUACCGCGCAUACAUCUCUCUUAUUCUCCCUCAACCCUCAUAUCAUCUUGAUCAAUAACCAUGGCUGAAGGAGGACGCAGUGGUGGAGCUUACAGCUUCUCUCUUACCACCUUCAACCCUUCCGGGAAGUUGGUACAGAUCGAGCAUGCUCUUGCAGCUGUCUCUCAAGGAACGACAAGUCUCGGUAUCAAGGCAUCGAAUGGUAUCGUCAUCGCAACCGAAAAGAAGGCGUCCUCGAUCCUAAUUGACGACAGCAUGAUUGAGAAGGUGUCUGUCAUCUGCCCGAACAUUGGGAUAGUCUAUUCCGGGAUGGGGCCGGACUUCCGUGUGCUAGUAGGGAAGGCGAGGAAGAGCGCGCAGGCAUACUGGAAGAUGUAUGGGGAGUACCCGCCGGCUAAGGUGCUCGCGCAGGAGAUCGCAACUGUGAUGCAGGAGGCCACGCAAUCUGGUGGUGUCAGGCCUUAUGGUGUUUCACUGCUCGUUGCUGGCUGGGACGACCAUCGCGGACCGUCACUCUAUCAGAUCGAUCCUUCUGGUUCCUUCUGGGCCUGGAAGGCGAGCGCAAUAGGGAAGAACAUGGUCAAUGCAAAGACCUUUCUGGAGAAACGCUACCACGAUGAUAUCUCGUUAGAGGAUGCUAUCCACACCGCCCUGCUCACCCUCAAAGAGGGUUUUGAGGGCCAGAUGACCGAGAAGACACUUGAGAUCGGCGUCAUCACCGUUCCAGAAGGCAACACGCUGACGAUGAAGGACGGGCGCCCUUUACCGACAUUCCGGAAACUCACGCAUGAGGAGAUAAAGGAUUAUCUGUAAAUUACUGUUGCAAUGC
Messenger RNA from Dacryopinax primogenitus, 847 nucleotides. RefSeq names its product 20S proteasome subunit. Bases 79 to 831 code for a protein of 250 amino acids. The record is from RefSeq and is a predicted model, not a curated record. Lineage: Eukaryota; Fungi; Basidiomycota; Dacrymycetes; Dacrymycetales; Dacrymycetaceae. The transcript has 4 exons. Gene Ontology annotation, cellular component: proteasome core complex, alpha-subunit complex; proteasome core complex. Gene Ontology annotation, biological process: ubiquitin-dependent protein catabolic process.